AUGAGGUUAACAGAAAAGAGUGAGGAAGAACAACAACCCAAGCCCAACAACUCUAAUGAACCCAAUGAAGAUCAAGAAGAAGAAAUCCAACAGUCAGAACAGCAUACUCCAGCAAGGCAGCGAACACAAAGAGCAGACACACAGCCAUCCAGAUGUCGAUUGCCUUCACGUAGGACACCUGCAACAUCCAACGACAGAACUAUCAACCUUCUUGAAGUCCUUCCAUGGCCUACUGAGUCGAUUUCCAACCCCUAUCGAUUGCCUGCUCUUUUUGAACUUUAUCCUGAAUUUUUUCUGGUGUUUAAAGAAGCUUUCCACGACAUAUCCCAUCGUCUGAAAGCCCAGAUGGAAAAGAUAGGACUGCCCAUCAUACUCCACCUCUUUGCACUCUUCAUACUCUACCUCUACAAGUUUUUCCUUCCUACAAUUCUUUCCCUUUCUUUCUUUAUUCUUCUUGAACUUUUGCUUCUGCUUUUUAUUAUUGUCUUCAUUCUGAGCUUCUUUUGA
Molecule: messenger RNA, 507 nt
Organism: Macaca mulatta (Rhesus monkey)
Lineage: Eukaryota; Metazoa; Chordata; Mammalia; Primates; Cercopithecidae
Gene: TMEM31
Product: transmembrane protein 31
Source: RefSeq, marked provisional